AUGCCUCCUCGUUUGGGCCUAGUGCUUCCUGCGCUUGCUGAGAGCGACGCACGUGCCAGGGAUCCUGAACGAAGGACCGGACAGAUUGUCCAGGGACAAUAUUCCCCCCGGGGAGUGGUCUUUACACCCCCAAACAGUCCAGCUGUUAUGGCGCCUCUUUGGCAGAGCGGAAGUCGACCUAUUCGCGUCAAAGGACAACGCUCAUUGCCCAGUGUUAUUUUCAAAGAACGAGGAUGCGCUGGCCCAACUCUGGCCCAGCCGUCCGCUAUAUGCCUUCCCUCCGAUCUCUAUGUUACCACAGGUAAACAAGAGAAUCAGGGAGAACCAAACCUGGUUCCCGGAACUAACACGGCUGUCACACACAGCCCCGUGGCCGAUUCCGUGUCACCAUAUAAAGCCCCAAGAAACCUAUUGACCUCUGAACCCACCAAAACCAGUUUCCGUGUGUCCUGGGACCCUGCUCCCGGUGAUGUACGAGGGUACAAAGUCACUUUCCAUCCCAGCGGAAAUGAUAUUGAUCUAGGAGAACUUCUUGUUGGACCAUACGACAACACGGUUGUUUUAGAAGUACUCAGAGCUGGAACUAAAUACUCCGUGGCUGUUUUUGGCAUGUUUGAUGGAGGUCAAAGUAUGCCGUUGGCCGGGGAGGAGAAGACCACCCUUUCUGAUACACCUAUCAACGAAACACCUGUUGACUUCUCCGAUGCUCAGUGUAAAACCACAGCCAAGGCUGAUAUCGUCCUGCUGGUUGAUGGAUCCUGGAGUAUCGGCCGUUUGAACUUCAAAACCAUCCGGGCUUUUAUUGGUUGCACGGUGGGCGUCUUUGACAUCGGCCCUGACAGGGUUCAAAUCGGUUUGGCUCAGUACAGCGGGGAUCCCAAAACUAUGUGGCAUUUGAACGCUCAUGCAACCCGUCAAUCUCUGCAGGAUGCUGUGGCCAACUUACCCUACAAAGGCGGAAAUACAAUGACGGGUAUGGCCUUGAACUACAUCCUACAGAACAACUUCAAGGCAAAUGUGGGUAUGAGACCCGAUUCUCGUAAGAUUGGUGUCCUUGUUACCGACGGCAAAUCUCAGGACGAGAUUGUAGUGAAUUCUCAGAAACUGCGUGACUGCAUUGAGCUCUAUGCCAUCGGUGUGAAGAAAGCAGAUGAAAAUGAGUUGCGAUCCAUUGCCACCGACCCUGAUGAUAUUCACAUGUACAACGUCAACGACUUCUCCUUCCUGUUGGACAUUGUGGACGACCUCACUGUUAACCUCUGUAACAGUGUUAAAGGCCCAGGCGGCGGCCCAGGGACACCCACUGACCUUGUGACUUCCGAGGUCACACACUACUCUUUCCGUGCGACCUGGAUGCCACCUGACAAGCCAGUGGAGAAGUUUCGCAUCGAGUACGUCCCCGCCGCUGGAGGAAAUACUGAAGUGAUGUUCGCUAAUAGAGAAGAAAACACAGUUGUCCUGGUCAACUUGACCCCCAUGACUGAGUAUGUUAUCAAUGUCUAUGGAGUGAUUGGUGAGGAGAGCAGCGAGCCUUUGAAAGGAAACGAAACCACAUGUAAGUUGAGCAGAUCAAAACCUCUCCUUCUGUUUAUGUGA
Rhinichthys klamathensis goyatoka is the source of this 1596-nucleotide messenger RNA. RefSeq names its product collagen alpha-1(XII) chain-like. Bases 1 to 1596 code for a protein of 531 amino acids. The transcript has 9 exons. Gene Ontology annotation, molecular function: protein binding. The record is from RefSeq and is a predicted model, not a curated record. Gene Ontology annotation, biological process: endodermal cell differentiation. NCBI's taxonomy places the organism in Eukaryota, Metazoa, Chordata, Actinopteri, Cypriniformes, Leuciscidae.